GCCAGACCCUGUCUCAGAAAGAUUAAAAAAAAAUUCCAGGUCAAAUAUGAACUACCUCAGAAGCCCAAUUUAGUUAUUUUCCUUAAGAGAUUUACAGUACAAUUGAAUAAAAAGAAAAAACUGCAAAUAUGUUCGGCUUGACAUGAUGGUGUCAGUAUCUUCCAAUACUAUUUCUGAAACUUUCCCUAAAUUUCAGCAAAGUAAAUAAAUCGCUUACCACCAUGUUGAAGCUCUGCGGGGAGGUUGUGUAAGAGGCAGGAAGGGAUUUAAGAGAUCUUUCCUACCCAAACAUAGAGAACUCACCGGGUCCUGUCCAAGCUAAUGACUGCUGUGUUGUGUUCCUUCGUCUUUUCCAGUACCGACCACCCGGCGGACAGGAUGGAUUGGGGUGCACUCCACACUAUCCUGGGGGGUGUCAACAAAUACUCCACCAGCAUUGGGAAAAUCUGGCUCACAGUCCUCUUCAUCUUCCGCGUCAUGAUCCUGGUGGUGGCCACAAAGGAGGUGUGGGGAGACGAGCAGUCCGAUUUUACCUGCAACACCCUCCAGCCUGGCUGCAAAAAUGUUUGCUAUGACCACUACUUCCCCAUCUCUCACAUCCGCCUGUGGGCCCUGCAGUUGAUCUUCGUGUCCACGCCGGCACUCCUGGUGGCCAUGCACGUCGCCUACCGGAGGCACGAGAAGAAAAGGAAGUUCAUUAAGGGAGAAAUGAAGAGUGAAUUUAAGGACAUCGAGGAGAUCAAAAAUGAGAAGGUCCGCAUAGAAGGGUCCCUGUGGUGGACCUACACCACCAGUGUCUUCUUCCGGGUCAUCUUUGAAGGCGCCUUCAUGUACGUCUUCUACAUCAUGUACAACGGCUUCUUCAUGCAGCGCCUGGUGAAGUGCAAUGCUUGGCCUUGUCCCAAUACGGUGGACUGCUUUAUUUCCAGGCCCACGGAGAAGACUGUCUUCACUGUGUUCAUGAUUGCCGUGUCUGGCAUUUGCAUCUUGCUGAACGUCGCAGAAUUGUGUUAUUUGUUCAUUAGGUUUUGUUCCAGAAAGUCCAAAAAACCAGUUUAGCAUUGCUCAGCUGUAGAUAAGAGAUUGCAUAAAAGGAUGAAGCAACCUGUGCUUAGCUGUCAAGGAUCAGUCACCAGCAUUUGCCAAGACAAAGAUUCCCAUUUUAAAUUCAACUACUGGAACCCCCAGGCCUUCCAUGAACCCCAGCGCCUGCAAUGGGGCUCCUUGCUCCCAGGCCCCCAAAACAAAGGCUAAGUCUAUGACUGUGUUAAUUUUUACUAAAGUUAGUUCCGGUGAGACCCGAGCUGGUAGGGGUUAUUGGUGUAAGAUACUUUCUUAUUUGAAAACAAGCCCAGCGUCAUUUGUUUCUGUUUCUCUGAGGACAGCAUGUGCAGGCCGGGUCCUCUAGAUGUUGAAAAAGCUCCAGUGUCCCCUUUAGACAUACUGUGCAGGUUCCCCCAGUUAAAGGUAAACACAGAAUCAUGGUUCUUUUAUUUGCUUAAGAAGUCGUAAUCUGUAACAGUGGACAAAGUUACCUAACGCUUCGAUCACUGCUGUGCUUUUUUUAUUUUUUAUUUCUACUUUUUUUCCGGUACUGGGAAUUGAACUCACGACCUCGCACUUGCCAGGCAGGCACUGUGCCACUGACCUAAAUCCCCAGCCCCCGCUGUGCUUUUUUUAAAUGAAAACUUUAAAAUAAGACAGGUUCCUUUGAUCCGAAGAUGUUCUGAAAACCAUUGUACACUCUUCCUGUGUCAGUCUGAGAUGAUGAUGUGUAAAUGGUACAUGAUUAGAUCCUCUAAUUUAAUUUAAAGGAUGACCUUGUCACUAUGGGUAAUUCGCAGACUGGCUGUGUUAAUAACCACAGUGUAUUAUUGCACACACCCUCGAAGCUGCUCUGAAAUGAGACAAACUAGAAGGUCCUCGUGACAGCUUAGGAGAGCAAACGCCCUCAUUUCAAAACUGCAAGUGUCGUUUUAUAUCAGAAAUACAAACUGUAUUUACCACCAGCUGCAGCCUGCAAUGAGGUGACCCCGUGCCACACCCUCUUCCUUUCCAGCGUUGCCCUCCCCAUUGCUAUGGGACGUGGUACCCAGCAUCAGAAGGAAUGGGAUGUGAAGAGGGUGCUCGGGGGUGUUUCUGCCCUGGUGCAGCUUAAUGGUGCAGAACCAAAGCGGGUGGGGCAGGAGGAUUUGCUGCUUUCAGAGAAGAUGGAAAAAGACUCUAAAUUCUGUUGAUUAAAAAUGAGUUUUUUCUACUUUGAAA
Molecule: messenger RNA, 2265 nt
Organism: Chinchilla lanigera (long-tailed chinchilla)
Lineage: Eukaryota; Metazoa; Chordata; Mammalia; Rodentia; Chinchillidae
Gene: Gjb2
Product: gap junction protein, beta 2, 26kDa
Exons: 1
Coding region: 322-1059 (245 amino acids)
Biological process (GO): cell communication
Cellular component (GO): connexin complex
Source: RefSeq, a predicted model, not a curated record